Paramecium primaurelia is the source of this 371-nucleotide messenger RNA. The record is from the annotation of a GenBank genome assembly. Lineage: Eukaryota; Ciliophora; Oligohymenophorea; Peniculida; Parameciidae.
AUGAGUUUGCCUUAAGAUAAACAGAAUCAUAUAGUAUAUAUUACAGAAACUCUUGUCCCGCUAAAAAUGAGAAGAAAUGUAAAUCACAAGAGAUUACAAUAAAAUUGCAUAUCGCCCAAAUUGUAUCACUACAAUAGCUCACCUUUGUGCGAAAACUUCCAGAUGUUCUCAAAAAAUAAAAAAAACUUGAAAAUAAAAUUGUAAUCCAUGAUUAUAAAAUAUUUAGAUACCACUCAAACUUGGAAAAUUUAGAUUAUAUACUCCAAACCUUUUAAGAUAAGAAUCUAAAAAUAUAUAUUAAUAAAAUAAGAUGUAAUUUAGUAAAAAAAGAAUAUGAAAAUAAAAAUAAAAUUAAAGAGAAUAGAUCGUGA